CCGGAGCCUCGGCGCCGCCGGCCGCGCCGCGCUUCUGCGCCUGCGCCGGGCGCCGAGGGGACGGGGUCGGACUCAGAAAUGGCGGCCUCCAUGUUCUACAGCCGGCUGUUGGCCGCCGCCACCCUUAGGAGCCACCGGCCCCGGACGGCGUUGCGGGCCGCCGCCCAGGUUCUUGGAAGUUCUGGAUUAUUUAAUAAUCAUGGACUCCAAGUACAGCAGCAGCAGCAAAGGAAUCUUUCACUACAUGAAUACAUGAGUAUGGAAUUGUUGCAAGAAGCUGGUGUCUCCGUUCCCAAAGGAUUUGUGGCAAAGUCUCCAGAUGAAGCUUAUGCAAUUGCCAAAAAAUUAGGCUCAAAAGAUGUUGUGAUAAAGGCACAGGUUUUAGCUGGUGGUAGAGGAAAAGGAACAUUUGAAAGUGGCCUCAAAGGAGGAGUAAAGAUUGUUUUCUCUCCAGAAGAAGCAAAAGCUGUUUCUUCACAAAUGAUUGGGAAAAAGUUGUUUACCAAGCAAACUGGAGAAAAGGGCAGAAUAUGCAAUCAAGUUUUGAUCUGUGAACGAAAAUAUCCCAGAAGAGAAUACUACUUUGCAAUAGCAAUGGAAAGGUCAUUUCAAGGUCCUGUGUUAAUAGGAAGUUCACAAGGUGGUGUCAACAUUGAAGAUGUUGCUGCUGAGACUCCUGAUGCGAUAGUUAAAGAACCUAUUGAUAUUGUAGAAGGAAUCAAAAAGGAACAAGCUGUCCGGCUUGCACAGAAGAUGGGAUUUCCACCUAACAUUGUGGAUUCUGCAGCAGAAAACAUGGUCAAGCUUUACAACCUUUUUCUGAAAUAUGAUGCAACCAUGGUAGAAAUAAAUCCAAUGGUGGAAGAUUCAGAUGGAGCUGUGCUGUGUAUGGAUGCAAAGAUUAAUUUUGACUCUAAUUCAGCAUAUCGCCAAAAGAAAAUCUUUGAUCUCCAGGACUGGACCCAGGAAGAUGAAAGGGACAAAGAUGCAGCUAAGGCAGAUCUCAACUACAUUGGUCUCGAUGGAAAUAUAGGCUGCCUAGUAAAUGGUGCAGGUUUGGCUAUGGCCACAAUGGAUAUAAUAAAGCUUCACGGAGGGACUCCAGCCAACUUUCUUGAUGUUGGUGGUGGUGCCACAGUCCAUCAAGUAACAGAAGCAUUUAAGCUUAUCACUUCAGAUAAAAAGGUACUAGCCAUUCUGGUUAACAUUUUUGGAGGAAUCAUGCGAUGUGAUGUUAUUGCACAAGGUAUAGUCAUGGCAGUAAAAGAUUUGGAAAUUAAAAUACCUGUUGUGGUACGAUUACAAGGUACACGGGUUGAUGAUGCUAAGGCACUGAUAGCAGACAGUGGACUUAAAAUUCUUGCUUGUGAUGAUUUGGAUGAAGCUGCUAGAAUGGUUGUAAAGCUGUCUGAGAUAGUGACUUUAGCCAAGCAAGCCCAUGUGGAUGUCAAAUUUCAAUUACCAAUUUGAUCUGGGAACCCAGUGAAAUGGCUGAAGGUCUUAAAUGUGUUACAAUUGUUAAGAAUACUGUGUUCUGUGUUAUUGUUCUUUUUCUUUUUAAUGUGUGGAGAUUGUAAUUACCAUCUAACCACACGAACUUUUAAAAAUAUUUGGUCUGCAUUCUGUUCCCAGUGGACUGUUUGUACAAAGAAUGUUUAAUGCAGGUAUCUGGUUUCUUUUCUUGCAGCUGUCCUUUUUUGCUUCUACAGAAUGUCACUUGCAAUAUGCCUGUUUAUUAUUGUUGUAUACAAAAUUCUUCAUGGAUAAAAUUCCUAUAAAUAUAUUAAGAUAAAGCUUUAUUCUUUAGGGUUAAAAUAUAUCUCAUUAGUGAAGCAGUGUAUUAAAACUGUUUUUUAUAAGAUGUGUUUAUCUUUAGCAUAAAAUAAGUAAUAAAUGUAUCAAUCACUAUUUAUAAACAGAGCUUUCAAACACUCCUCAGAAUGUUCUUUUAAGUAUUUCAGUGAAGUAACAUGUUAAUUUUUGAACAUUGUUUUAAUCAUUAUAAAACAUGGAUAACUGCAAGUCUUCAUGAUUCUGUGGUAUUAAGAAACACUUGUAGGUUUGUAUUACAUAAGGCACAUUUACUAAGGAGAUAAUAGACAAAAUUAAGAAUGUCAGGUUAAUAAAAAUCUCCCAAUGUGA
Messenger RNA from Oryctolagus cuniculus (rabbit), 2142 nucleotides. It is a transcript of the gene SUCLA2, whose product is annotated as succinate-CoA ligase ADP-forming subunit beta. Gene Ontology annotation, cellular component: succinate-CoA ligase complex; mitochondrion. Gene Ontology annotation, biological process: succinyl-CoA metabolic process; tricarboxylic acid cycle. Lineage: Eukaryota; Metazoa; Chordata; Mammalia; Lagomorpha; Leporidae. Gene Ontology annotation, molecular function: metal ion binding; succinate-CoA ligase (ADP-forming) activity; ATP binding. The record is from RefSeq and is a predicted model, not a curated record.